This is a messenger RNA of Nothoprocta perdicaria, 1677 nucleotides long. It is a transcript of the gene PI16, whose product is annotated as peptidase inhibitor 16. The coding region runs from base 1 to 1677 and encodes 558 amino acids. The record is from RefSeq and is a predicted model, not a curated record. Lineage: Eukaryota; Metazoa; Chordata; Aves; Tinamiformes; Tinamidae. The transcript has 6 exons. Gene Ontology annotation, cellular component: extracellular region.
AUGCUGAGCUCGGGGCUCUUCCCCCUUCUCCUGUUGUUCGCAGCACUGGAGCUCGGCUGCGCCCUGAGUGAUGAAGAAAAGAAGAUCAUCGUGGAUGGGCACAACAAAUUCCGCUCCCAGGUCUCUCCUCCUGCUAUGGAUAUGCUGAAGAUGAGCUGGGACGCAGAGCUGGAGGCCUUUGCUCAAGCGUACGCAGAGAAGUGCAUCUGGGACCACAACAAGGAGAGGGGCCGGCGAGGAGAAAACCUCUUCGCUAUGACCCCGACGCUGGAUCUGGAAUUCGCUGUGGAAGACUGGAAUGGGGAGGAGAAGUUCUACAACUUGACGACUACCACGUGUGCCCCUGGGCAGAUGUGUGGCCACUACACCCAGGUGGUCUGGGCAAGCACGCAUCGUAUCGGCUGCGGGGUGAAAUUCUGUGCAAAGAUCGACGGUAUUGAAACAGAGGACAUGUACCUGCUYGUUUGCAACUAUUACCCCCCGGGUAACAUGAAAGGCCGAAAGCCGUACAAGGAAGGAGCCUCGUGUUCCCAGUGCCCAGAGGGGACCUUGUGUGUUGACUCCUUGUGUGAACCCACUGUAGAAGAGACCACUACAUCCUCUGUGACAACAAAGACAAGCCCAUCCACCACAGCCAAGCCAAAACCCACAAGCACACUACCAAACACAACCACCCUGCCCACCACGGCCAAACCAAUACCUACAACCACACUGCCCACCACAACCAAGCCACCACUCACAACCACCCUGCCCACCACAGCCAAACCAAUACCUACAACCACACUGCCCACCACAACCAAGCCACCACUCACAACCACCCUGCCCACUACAGCCACGCCACCACCUACAACCACYCUGCCCACCACGGCCAAGCCAAUACCUACAACCACACUACCCACCACAGCCAAGCCAACACUCACAGCUACCCUGCCCACCACAGCUAAGCCAAAACCACCUGCCAUGCUACCAACCACAGCCAAGCCACGACCCACAACCACGCUGCCCACUAUAGUGCAGCCAAAACCACCCACAACCACGCUGCCCACCACAGCCAAGCCAAUACCACCAACCACAUUGUCCACCACAGCUAAGCCAAAGCCCCCAGCCAUGCCGCCCACUACGGCCAAGCCAAAACCACCAGCAACUCUACCAACCACGGCCAAGCCAACACCCACAGCCACACUACCAACUACGGCCAAACCAAAGCUGCCAACCCCACUGCCCACCACAACCAAGCCAAAGCUCACAACCACCCUACCAACUACAACCAAACCAAAGCCCACCACCACACUGCCCACAACCUCACUGCCCACCACGGCCAAACCCAAAACUCCAACCACACUGCCCACAACAGCCAAACCAAAACCCACAACCACCCAAGUCACAGCCUGCAACCACCCUAGCAGCCACAAUUACAGACCAGCCCAAAUCCACAAAGUCAGUAUCCACCACAACCAUGGCCAGUUCAGAAUCCAUCAUCCCAGCAACCAUCGCUAUGGCCGAGCCAACACUCACCACACCAACACCCACCACAGCUUCUGCAGCCACAUCCAAACCUACCGCUACAACAGCAGCAAAGCCAAAACUCACCACAACACCAGCACUAAUCACAGUGAAAACCAGCCCGCAACAAAAACCCACUACAACCUCAAAGCCCGCUCUCAUCAGAACAGAUAG